This is a messenger RNA of Penicillium brasilianum, 1608 nucleotides long. The record is from the annotation of a GenBank genome assembly. NCBI's taxonomy places the organism in Eukaryota, Fungi, Ascomycota, Eurotiomycetes, Eurotiales, Aspergillaceae.
AUGGCCGAAAAGAUAGAUAAGCUUCCUACAGCAACAACAUCUUCACCCGAUAUUUCUGGGGGUGAAAUCGGACUCGAGUCAACACUUCCCCAACAUGGAAAGGUGCAUUAUGUUGAUCGUGGUCAAAAUGGUGGUCUCGCGACACAUGAGGCAGAACUCAUUCCAGGUUACGAUGCCGAUCUGAUGAGUGCGAGAGCUACUUUGAGUAGCGCCGAAGAGAAAAAGCUUUUGAGAAGAAUCGAUUGGCACCUCAUCCCUCUGUUGGCUGUGAUGUACAUGCUCAAGAGUAUCGAUUUUACCAAUGUCUCUUAUGCCAGAACCAUGGACAAAGGCACACCUUACAACAUUAUGACAGAGCUCAAAAUGACAUCUAAUCAGUAUAAUCUCGUGACAACUUUGUAUUAUAUCCCCUACAUUAUUGCCGAAGCACCAUCCAACCUUCUUUUAAAAGGUGUGCGACCGUCAGUAUGGCAGGCUCGAAUCAUGGUUUCCUGGGGUAUCGUCCUUUGCUGUCACGCCGCUGUAACAAAUCGACAAGGUUUAUACGCUGUCCGAUUCUUCCUCGGCCUUUUUGAGGCUGGCCUCUGGCCAGGUAUGCUGGUGCACCUAUGCUACUGGUAUAGACCAGAUGAGAUUGCGCCACGAAUCGUGCUUGUGACUCUCUUGGGUUGUUUCAGCUCGGUCAUCAGUGGAGUUCUCGCUUUCGCGUUUAAUGGCGUUGUCGCAGGCGGUUUAUCGGGAUGGAAGUGGCUCAUAUUGACAGAAGGCGUCUUUACAGUUUUGCUUGGAUUUUUUACAUAUUUCUUUUUGCCAGAUUUCCCGUCUACUGUUUCGUGGCUCUCCGAGAGAGAGAAGGCAUUCAUCCAAGCACGUCUUCCGAGCAACUCUCCACGAGCAGCAGAAGCAAAUUUCAACUUACCGGAGCUCAUUACAACUUUGAAAAACAAGCGAAUCUGGCUGUUCCUCCUUUGCUGGGCCUUUUUCACCAUCGGCACUACUGGUCUCACCUUCUACCAGCCAACCGUCAUUGCCAACCUCGGGUUUACUUCAAUCGGCGAAGCCCUGCUUUUGAACAUCCCAUCAGCUGUAUUCGCAGUGAUCUUGACGAUCACUUUCGGAAUAUUCGCAGACACCGGACGCAUCCCCCAGCCAGCCAUUCCACUCUUUUUCAUGAUUGUCAUCCAGGCCUGCUAUGGAGUUCUUUAUGCUUUCCCCAACAAUGGUGGUGUUUACGCUGCCACGAUCAUAGCCGGUGGAUUUUCAACUGCAUGGUACACCAUGAUGUGGCCAUGGCGAGUUCAAACUACCGAGGGCGCAACUGGCUCGGCAUUUGCAAUUGCCUUUGCAAAUAGCUACGGUCAAAUUGGAGGAGCAGUCGGAUCACAACUGUUCAAUUCUCGCUACGCACCGCAUUACACUACUUCCUUCGGAAUUGCGAUGGGAUUUAUUGGCAUGGCUAUAGUCAUGAACGUUAUUACUUGGGGGUUUACCUGGAGGGUCGAUGUUGAUACUAGGAAGCUGAAGAGGAUCAGGAUUGCAGCGGCUAAGCAAAACCAAGCCGUUCUAGAUGAUGUCGAUAUUCAUGCCGGAGAGAAGAAAAGGCAGUGA